AUGCCUCUGCUCUGGGUCCUGCUGGCCCUCGGCUGCCUGCGGUUCGGCUCGGCUGUGAACCUGCAGCCCCAACUGGCCAGUGUGACCUUCGCCACCAACAACCCCACACUUACCACUGUGGCCUUGGAAAAGCCUCUCUGCAUGUUUGACAGCUCAGAGGCCCUCACUGGCACCCACAAGGUCUACCUGUACGUCCUGGUUGACUCAGCCGGCUCCAGGAAUGCCUCAGUGCAAGACAGCGCCAAGACCCCACUGGACUCAACGUUCCUACAAACAGAGGGUGGGAGGACAGGUCCCUACAAAGCCAUGGCCUUUGACCUGAUCCCCUGCAGUGACCUGCCCAGCCUGGAUGCCAUUGGGGAUGUGUCCCAGGCCUCACAGAUCCUGAAUGCAUACCUGGUCAGGGUGGGCGCCAACAGGACCUGCCUGUGGGACCCCAACUUCCAGGGCCUCUGUAACCCACCCCUGUCGGCAGCCACGGAGUACAGGUUCAAGUAUGUCCUGGUCAAUAUGUCCACGGGCUUGGUAGAAGACCAGACCCUGUGGUCGGACCCCAUCCGCACCAACCAGCAUCCUGAGGACAUCACCGAGCCAGCGAACCAGUGCCAACAGCUACCUGCCACCAGGCAUCUUGCUGAGAAACUUAACCCCUAUUUGCUAAAAAGUCCUUGCGUCUGCUUUUCUGUUACCUACAGUAAACACAUCUUCACGGAAAGCCCUGGACACAAGGCACCCUGUGUCAACUGGAAAACCAGUGAUGCCCCACUCACCACUCGAGAACACGGGGAAGGAAAGAAAGACACUGACCGCUGGUGGCUCAAUUAA
Molecule: messenger RNA, 825 nt
Organism: Piliocolobus tephrosceles (Ugandan red Colobus)
Lineage: Eukaryota; Metazoa; Chordata; Mammalia; Primates; Cercopithecidae
Product: uroplakin-3a
Exons: 5
Coding region: 1-825 (274 amino acids)
Biological process (GO): water transport; urea transport
Cellular component (GO): plasma membrane
Source: RefSeq, a predicted model, not a curated record